UGAUUCAUGUGAACCAUGAUACGGAGCAAUGAAACCACAAAAGCUAAGACUACUGACACACACACACACAUACACACUCACACACACACACACAGUCCAGUGAGUGCCUCGCUGCCACUCUUCCUGUUCAGAGAUAAACACGUUGGUUUCAGCUGCUGAGUUCAGAGGUCCUAAACUCGUCACUUUUUCUGUUUUCUUAAUUUCCAGCGACGGUUUGAAAACUGUGAAGAAGACUGUGGCUGAUUUUGUCAGCAAAAUGAAUAAAAGUCAAUAAAAGUUAUCUGUUGUUUACUUGUUUUUGUCUCUCUCGCUCCAUAAAUCAGAAACAUCAUCGCUGAGCCAGAAACCUAAAGUGAUUUAUUGACUUAAUUAAUCUGUUGCUUUAAAUUCUCAGAAUGUCUGAAAACCAACAAUCCGUUUAUUUUUUGGAAUAAACAGAUUUCUUUUGUCACUCUGACUUGAGGAUGUUUCCGUUUAUAUAUCUGUGUACACUGGCCCACUUCCUCUUCCUUUCCUGCCUUCAGUGAACUCACUUCCUCCUAACGGAGCUGCUGCUCACCGGGACACUUUCUCUUUUAUUUCAGCAGAUAAUCUGAAGCUCGGGGGGCACCGACUGAACAGAUACUCUCACGUUACACUUUUUACGUCCCGAUUCUUCCUGGUGUGUGACUUAUUUUAUUUAUUUAUUGUUUUAGUGAGCCUUUCAGAGCGCCCUCCCCUCUCUCUGCUCAUGUUUGACUAACUGCCAGCAGCUGUUGCUCAUUUCACCGAGGUCCCGCCCAGCCCAGGCAGCCAGAGGAGCUCGGCACAUGAAGUGAGCAGCACAGCUCCGUUAGAGGAGGAACCACCGAGGAUCUCCUGCUGCUGUUGAAAGAAGUCUGGACCGCGCCGUGGGAUAAUAAAGUCCUCCUCGUCCCUCUCCCACUACCGGGUCAGAGCGAGCAGAGAAGACAUCCUCCUCCUCAUGUUCCCGCGGGCGGAGCGGGGGGCCCGGCGAGCAGACCCGCCCGCGUCCUGAUGGGGAUGGCGCUGCAGAGGAGGCUGCUGAUCUGCUUGGGGGCCGUCAUCUGCCUGCUGGCCAUCUACGUCCUGUGUCUGAAAGUGCAGUGGCCCUUCCUGUCCGCCAUGACCCGCAGGAUCUCCAGCUACAAGGUGUCAAAACCAAAACUGACCCAAACCCUGGACCACCACACGACCACUUUCAGGUCUCAGAAAGUCAAGAGGCCCAAACCUCUAACAACAACAACACCCUYAAAGGCGGUCAGACCCACAGAGCCCCCCUUCAUCGGGGACUCUUACAUGGUUGAUGUCGUCCCACCAAAAACUCUCUGGUGGAAACUCUGUCCGUCCUCAACUCCUCGGCCAACUGGCAGAUGUUGGACGACUGGGCRUCUCAGAGGAACGGGUCGGACUGCAGCCGCUGCGCCGUGGUGGGAAACGGGGGGAUCCUGAAGGGCUCCAAGAAAGGGAAGGAGAUCGACGGCCACCACUACGUCUUCAGGACCAACGGAGCCGUCAUUAAAGGCUUCGAGGAGGAUGUGGGGUCUCGGACCACCCACUACACCUUCUCCACAAACACCCUGAUGAACUCCAUGAGGAGCUACGCGGGCGCAGGGUACCAAGGCCCGCCAGUGUCUCCGGAAACCCGAUACAUCUUCCUGCCGGACCACGACCGGGACUACCUGCUGAUGAAGGCAGCGGCGACACACACUCUGGUGGAGCGAGGACGGGAGCGCGCCAAAGAUCCCACGAGGUACUUUGGGAAGAACGUCACGGCAGAGAAGUUGAAGAUGUACCACCCAGAUUUCAUCCGUUACCUCAGAAACAGAUUCCUUCGAUCCAAUGCUCUGAAAACCAGGUACAGGGACAUCUACCGCCCGUCGACUGGUGCCUCCAUGCUGCUGGCUGCUCUGCACACCUGUGACCAGGUGAGCGCGUACGGCUUCAUGACGCCCGACUACAAAAACUACUCUGACCACUACUUUGACAUCUCCUACCACCGGGUGGGCUUCUUCAUCAACCACGACCUGCGCAUGGAGAUGAACCUGUGGCAGCAGCUGCACAAGGCGGGACUCCUGCAGCUCUACAUGCACCAAUAACGCUUCAGCUUCCUGCUCCAGGAGAUGAGCCGAAACAUCACCAAAACGCCUUCAAACUAAAAAAAUGAGAUUUUCCUUUCGUAAAGGAAAAGUUUUUUUUUUAUGACAGCAGCUGUGAUUGUUUACAAUGGAAAUUUUAAGUUUAUUUAUCCAGUAUUUUUGGUGUAACACUAAAAAAUUAUUUAUUUUUGGUAUUUGGGGGUUUCUGUGAAUCAGGGGAGAAUGCUUUAUUAUUAAUCCUCAGAGGAUGAACCAUGUUGGCUUCUAAUUCUCUGAAAUUCACUUUGUUGCUAAAUGAAAUUUAUGGCUUCUAGUUUUUUGUAUUUUUACAACUUUUUAUUUAAACAAAACUAAAAACGUUAUUCCCUUCAGUCCAUCUAUUUUCAGUGAAGGGGGAAAAAACGGGCACAAUUUAAACCAAAAACUGUAAAUAUAAAACAUUAUUUUUGAGCUGAAAUUAAAAUUUGAGCUCUCUGUUUGAARCAUCAACCAAAUCACUCGGCUGCAGCAGGUUAUAUUCAGUUUUUUUUCUAAUGUGAGAACUCCAGCUUCAAACUUAAUUCAUGUUCAUGUCGAAGGAUGUCUUUACAGAUUUUACUUUAAUGGUUUGUCGCCGACCGGAGUGCCUUAAUGUGAGCCAGGAGUCCUGAUUCCCGCAGAAACAAAGUUUGGACUCGUCUGUUUGCAGCUGCAGCUCGUCUCUGUGGGACGUCCGUCAGAAUUAUGCAUUUUUUUUUCUGCAUAGAUAAAACACCAUGUAAGACCAAACAACAAAUAAAUCAGGGAUUUUGUUAUCAAUGAUUUCUGCGAAGGGAACCUUUCACUCUGCACUUUCAUAUUUUACAUAAAGAAAACUGAUUUCUCCA
Molecule: messenger RNA, 2965 nt
Organism: Austrofundulus limnaeus
Lineage: Eukaryota; Metazoa; Chordata; Actinopteri; Cyprinodontiformes; Rivulidae
Gene: st6galnac
Product: ST6 (alpha-N-acetyl-neuraminyl-2,3-beta-galactosyl-1,3)-N-acetylgalactosaminide alpha-2,6-sialyltransferase
Molecular function (GO): sialyltransferase activity
Source: RefSeq, a predicted model, not a curated record